AUGGCACCAGAAGAGAUAAAGAUUAAGAAUAAGCUCAAACGUCAAGAGCUUUUUGCUCAGAUAAAAGACCAAAAGAACAAGGAGCGUCAUAAGAUGAGACAUGCUAGGUCGAAGGAAGAGCGUGAGAAUCCUGAGUUGAAGGAGAAGAGACUGAAGGAGAAUGUCACGAAAACUAUUGACAACAUGAGAGUUUACGAUGAGACUAUCGGUAAAGAGAUUGAAGGUGAUGAGGAUGACUUGAUGAAGUUCUUUAAUUCAUCAUCUAAUGAACCUCCUAAGAUCUUAUUGACUACCAAUGUUAAUGCAAAGAAGAGUGCCUACGAGUUUGCCAAUAUUUUGAUUGAGAUUUUGCCAAACGUCACAUUUAUUAAGAGAAAGUUUGGUAUCACAUUGAAAGAGAUGACUGACAUUUGUAUAAAGAGAAAUUUCACUGAUAUUGUGAUCAUCAAUGAAAACAAGAAAAAAGUUACUGGUUUAACAUUUAUGCAUCUGCCUGAAGGUCCAUCAUUCUAUUUCAAGAUAAGCUCUUUUGUCGAAGUGAAGAAAAUUGUGGGUCAUGGUAAACCAACCAGUCAUAUUCCAGAACUGAUUCUGAACAACUUCCAAACACGACUUGGUAAGACGGUUGGUAGAUUAUUCCAAUCCAUAUUCCCAAAGAAUCCAGAUUUCGAAGGCAGACAAGUAAUAACACUACACAAUCAAAGAGACUAUAUCUUUUUUAGAAGACAUCGUUAUGUGUUCAGGAAUGAAGAGAAGGUGGGGCUACAAGAACUUGGACCACAAUUUACAAUGAAAUUGAGAAGAGUUCAAAGAGGUAUAAAAGAAGAGACCGAAUGGGAACACAGACCAGAGAUGGACAAGGAAAAGAAAAAAUUCUACUUGUGA
Molecule: messenger RNA, 885 nt
Organism: Nakaseomyces glabratus
Lineage: Eukaryota; Fungi; Ascomycota; Saccharomycetes; Saccharomycetales; Saccharomycetaceae
Gene: RPF1
Product: rRNA-binding ribosome biosynthesis protein RPF1
Biological process (GO): maturation of 5.8S rRNA; maturation of LSU-rRNA
Cellular component (GO): nucleolus; preribosome, large subunit precursor
Molecular function (GO): rRNA primary transcript binding
Source: RefSeq, a predicted model, not a curated record